GAUGCGCGGCGGGCCCGGGGGGGUUGGGAUCUCCACAGAAGGGUGGAGUGGCCAGAGGAAAGAGAGGGGCUACGGGUAGAGGAGGCAGGGGGAGAGCAAGGACGGAGGAGGGGAAGGAGGGCGGGCGAGAACGAGAUUGAGGGAGGAGGAGGAGGAGGAGGAAGAGCGAAGGGAGGGGUGGUAGACUAGUAGAUGAUCCCGGCAGGCUUCGAUCUGCCAAUCGCCAUAACAAGAAGAAGAAGGGAGAAGGGGUGGCGGCUUGUUCUGAGAAAGAAUUGGGAUGUAGAGACCGGAAGAAGAAGCUAUGGUGGAUCUGGAGGCCGUUGCGCGCUGAGCACGUGACUCGGCGGGCGAUCAUCGCUUUUCUGUCUUUUUGUCUAUCUUCCCCUCCCCCUCCCCCUCCCCCUCCCCCUCCCCCUCCCCCUCUCCCCCCCCCCCCCCCCCCCACCCCCCCCCCCCCUCCCCCCCCCCCCCCCCCCCCAACCCACCCCCCCGCGCCCCCCAAGCCGCCGUACUCCCACACAGACACGCGCGCACGUGUCUCUCCCCUUUUGUCUAUUCCUCUCCGUUUCUUCGUCUCUCUUGCCGUCCGGUCUCUUCCUGUUUUGUCGCCUUUUGCUUUUUGUGAUCCGAUCAUCUAUUAUUACUGUCUCAUUUUGUCGAAAAAAUCUAUAUCGACUUGUGUUUGAAUUUUUGAAUUGAAUCCAUGGCGUAUCUUUCGGACCGCAAGGUCAUGGCCAAUGUGUGGGGUAUUUUGGCAAUUGGAGUGGCUGUGUCUUUCUUCAUCUCGCGGAGACGAAAGCGCGAGGAGGAUGAGGAAGGGAAGGGCCCUCCUGGCUUCCUAGAAGAGUUCGAGAUCGAGCCGCCGCCGCCUCCUCUCCCGCCAAUGGCGCCUCUUCCGCUUUCGGGUCUAACUUUCUCUGUCAAGGACGUGUUUGAUAUAGAGUCCCGUGUGACUGGCUUUGGAAAUCCUGUUUGGGCAGACACUCACCAGCCUGCAAAAUGUACGGCGUCCGCCGUACUGAAGUUGGUAAAUGCAGGGGCACGCUGCUUGGGGAAGACUAUCAUGGACGAGCUCGCAUACGGAAUUACAGGCGAGUGCAAGCAUUAUGGAACCCCAGCUAAUCCUGCUGCUCCUGGGCGCAUCCCUGGUGGCUCUUCAAGUGGGUCUGCUGUCUCUGUAGCUGCCAAGGUAGUCAAUUUUGCACUAGGGACAGACACAUGUGGCAAUUUGAGAAUCCCUGCCGCGUAUUGCGGGAUUCUUGGCUUUAGACCAUCGCAUGGCUUGGUCUCCUCGGAAGGAGUUGUUCCGCUUGCCCCGUCUCUCGACGCAGUUGGAUGGUUUGCGAGAGAGGCGGAGCUUCUGCGGAAGGUGGGAACGGUGUUGUUACCGAAGAGUGUUGGUGAGGCUCGGUCCAUCAAGCAUCUCUUCAUUGCUGAAGAUUAUUGGGAGCUUACGACUGCUCCGAAGGACAUGAGCAUUCUGGCCUUGAGGAAUGCGGCGUCUCAGGUCUUCAGUGGUGUGAUGAUUCAGAACCUGGUUUUGGGCGAUUACAUCUCCAAGAAGGUUCCUUCCUUAAGUUCAUUUUUCCCGGAAGAAAAAGGCGGCAACAAGGCGCUGAGCACCAGUUCAAAGAACAUGGUUGCGCUGGCGGAUGCGAUGCUUGCGAUCCAAGGCCACGAGUUUAAGGAGCAGCACAGUGGUUGGCUCAGGGAGGCCAAGUUCCCUGUGGGUCCAGAGUCGAAGGAUCAGAUGAAAUCUGUGCUUGCUAAGGAAUACGACAAAAUAACUGUGGCGCAGAAAGUCAAGGAAGAACUGCGGACGGCACUCGGCGAACUGCUGAAGGGUGAUGGGGUGUUAUGCAUUCCGACUGCCUCUGCGCUUCCACCCAAGACAAGGUCAUACUCGUCCGUCCUGAGUGACAUUCGAGCGAGAGCGAUGCAGCUUGUGGCUCUGGCGAGCAUGGGCGGUGUUCCGCAGGUUAGCAUGCCGGCAGGUGUGACGGAGAGUAAGCCAGCAGGCCUCCCACUUGCACUUUCACUGCUUGGGAUGCAUGGGAAUGAUUUGACACUCCUUGAUGCAGUAUGUAAGCUAAUGCCUGUCAUGAAAGAGGAGUUAAAGACGUUGACGGAGUCAGAGGCAAAGGGGAUUGCGCUUCCAGAUCGAUCUCAGAAGCAAGCUGCAGAAGCUGCGAAAGAGAAGGGAAAUGCCGCGUUUAGGGAGAACAACUUUGCGAAAGCGGUGGCUUAUUAUACCGAAGCCAUCAAGCUAGAUCCAAAGAACCCUCUGUAUUACAACAAUCGGGCGAUGGCAAAUCUACAACUGGACAACUUCAGGGAAGCGGAAGAGGAUUGCAGUAUUACUCUGUCACUGGAUAAAAAGAAUGUGAAGGCAUGGCUCCGGCGGGGAACUGCGCGCGAAUUUUUAGCUCAUUACGCUGAUGCCGUUCAGGAUUUUACGCAAGCUCUUGUGUACGAACCGACAAAUAAGACGGCGUUGGAAGCAGUGAAGAGGAUGAAGCUCUUCGUUCUCAAGUAGAGGUGUAGUAUAUGACUUGUCUGUGUGUGGGAAGCAUGAAGUUGACAUGGUGGCCAGCCCCUUUGAGAUCGGGUCCUACUCUUUUGAGACUUGGAACUCGUGCGACUUAGAACUUGAGCGGUAAUUGUGAUCAGGUGCAGUAAUCCGAAAGCACCUGUCUUUGUGGUGUUCGGAGAGAAUCGGAGGAAAGUGGACCUGAUCUUGAGAAUGAAAGCUAGCAGCUGCAUCUGGUCCAUUUUGACCACUUUGGGGGAGUUCAGAUAGAAGUGGAUGGAUACCAUCAUGAGAAGCGAAUGUGGCGAUGGUCAUGCCAAGUGGGCUGCUUCCUGCCAGCUUUACAUAAUGCUGCUGACUGCGAUCUCGGAAUAACAUUAUGUGCAAGGAAGGUUCUCUCAUCAGCUGGCUCGUCAAUAUAUUAUUCACCGGGGAGUAUAUUGACGAGGGAGUCGUGCAGAUGUGUACUCUCUCCUCCUCGAAUGUCUGCUGUCUUUCGACGGGGCGAGCGUGCAGAGAUAAGCAGGCUCCGAGUUGAGUGUGAUGGUACGAGAGAUGAGAAGGAGCACUGGACUUCAGAGACUUCUCCUCGUCACACAGUUGUGUACGAUCUUCCGGAACGUUUGCUGGCUUUCGGACUUGGUAAGGGUGCAGGGAGAAGCAGGCGCUGAGUUGCGUGUGAUGGUACGCUAGACGAGUAGGUGAACCAACCCGACAUUGGGGCCGUUUGGAGUGGAUACCGUCUAUCAUUGAUCGGUGGAGAAAGUAGAGCCUAUGGCAUCUCCUGUAGUGUGCUUCUCAUCGUGGAGGCCAGUGGAUUGGGAUCGGAGAUCAUCCAUGUCAGACGUUGUUCCUGAUGUUCUCGUUAAGGUACUGAGUGGACGGAGGCAGAUGCUUCAGCUUGGAUUGUAUGUGGGUGUCUCAAAGCUUCAAAAGCUUUUCAAGCGAGGUACCGGUGAAGGAUGGAAGAUCAUAAGCUGGCUACUUUAAGCAACGAUGGAAGCGAGCCGAGGGGCGAAAGGGGGGUUGAAGAAGGGUAGAGUGACUCUAGCAGCAAGUAUGCAGGUGAAGGCCGGCAUUUCAGGCGGUAAUGGCUGCGAGCCGAGGGGCGAAAGGGGGGUUGAAGAAGGGUAUAGAGUGACUCUAGCAGCAAGCAUGCAGGUGAAGGAUGGAAGAUUGUAAGCCGGUGUUUCAGGCGAUAAUGGAUGCGAGCCGAGGGCGAAAAAAGGGGGGUGAAGAAGGGUAUUCUAGCAAAAAGGGGGUGAAGAAGGGUACUCUAGCAGCAAGCAUGGUGGUGAAGGUUGACGGAUGGAUGGUUUGCCCGUUAAUUUUACUGAAGGAAUAUGGGUGGAAAGUUCGGAAACUGAAGUUUGUUCACCAGGGUGGCUGUCGUGCCAUGGACAGUGAAUGGUUUGAGGCAGAUUCCUGCGGGCUGGUGUUUCUUGCAAAAAAUAGGUGGAGACUUGAGAGGCAAGAGAUUUGUUUUUUUAUUAACAGGAUGGGUGGUGCAGUUACGUUGCCUUGAGGAGUUGCGUAGACGUUGAGCUAUCUCAUCUGUUUGAUAUCAGCUGCUACUCUGAUGCAGGCAGUCAAUGGAAGGGAUACGAUGCUCAAGGUAGGUGUAGAGAAUGCAGAUCAAAGAAGAUCUAUGUGUUUCCGUUGGAUGCCAUUUGCCUUUUUGUACACAUCUGUUUUAUAGCAAGAUGGUCUUUCCAUUGUACUAUCUUUACUUGCGGGUGUUAUAGCAAAGUUCAUAUCUUGUGGGAAUAAGUGAAUGAGGCUACAGACAAACAGGUAAAGUGGUAUUUGCAUGUGUGUGUGUGUGUGUGUGUGUGUGUGUGUGUGUGUGUGUGUGUGUGUGUGUGCUCUUAGGCAUGUCUGUGUCCGUGUGUGUGUGUGGAGAGGGAGGUUAUACAGGGUAGGGUGUGUGUCUCUGUGUGUGUGUGUGUGGAGAGGAAGGCUACACGAGGUCGUGUAGGUGCGAAGGGCGAGUAUCGUAAUGUCUCCAUGGCAGAGCGUCUCGAAAGAGUGGCGGCAGGGGAGUGUGGAUGUGAAGGGUUAGUUUUGUAAUUUGUCCAUGGCAGAGCGUCUGAUGCAAAUAAUGGCAGGUUGACUGAGUAAUUGUGAU
Molecule: messenger RNA, 4661 nt
Organism: Chara braunii
Lineage: Eukaryota; Viridiplantae; Streptophyta; Charophyceae; Charales; Characeae
Source: the annotation of a GenBank genome assembly